This is a messenger RNA of Eurytemora carolleeae, 1413 nucleotides long. Its product is annotated as thyroid receptor-interacting protein 6. NCBI's taxonomy places the organism in Eukaryota, Metazoa, Arthropoda, Copepoda, Calanoida, Temoridae. The coding region runs from base 479 to 1336 and encodes 285 amino acids. The record is from RefSeq and is a predicted model, not a curated record. The transcript has 12 exons.
GUAUUACAGUAGUGUUGGAUAUGCUAACAGUCUGGUUCACAAUGUUGCAGAGAAGAAACUAAUCCCUGAUCGUAAACUUUCUACAGAGAAACCCCUAGCAAGCUUUAACGAGACUCAGGUAGAAGAUGGAGUCAGGAGGAUUUCUAUUCUAAACCGGAAACAGUCUACUGACCGUAAUUCUUCUCCUGACCGGAAACCAUCUGCUGACUUCCAAUCUACUGACCGGAAACAAUCUAUUGACCGGAAGUCAUCUCCUGACCGGAAACCAUCUGCUGACUUCCAAUAUGAUCGGAAACAAUCUACUGAAUGGAGACCGUCUCCUGAGCAGAAACGAUCCCUUAACAAUGGGUUCUCUAUUGAUAGGAAGUCAUCCCAAGACAAUAUUGUUGAUUUACACUUUAAAGAGGAUCGAGUAGACGGAAGAAAGGAGAGUACUUCAAAUCUUACAAGCAAAACUAAAAUUAGUUCAGCCCCUGAAAUGGAUGCCUCUUCAUUUAGCAAAGACAAAUGCUUUAAAUGUGGAGAUCUGGUUGAUUACGGUGCCAUUUUAGCCAUGAACCGUGCAUAUCAUAAGGGAUGCUUUCAAUGUACGGACUGUGGAAAAGUCUUGCAGGCCAGGUUUAACUCCAUGAAAGACUCUCCUUACUGUGAUAACUGCUUUGAGGAGAAUGGAGAAAGAUGUUCUAAAUGCCAGGGUUUAAUAAUUGGAGAUUCUUUGAAGUCUGGAGACAAGUACUUUCACACUUACUGCAUGAAGUGCAGUAUCUGUGAGGUAGAAUUGACCGGAACUUACUUUACAAGCGGAAACAACUUCAUCUGUGAGAAGGACUACAAGGCAAGUUUGGAGGCGUGUAGUGUUUGUGGAACCACGCUAACUGGUGGAUUUUACAAGAUCAAUGAUAAACCGUUUUGUGACAAGGAUUAUAAAAAACAACUUGCUGCUUGUGGAAUAUGUGGAGGAGGAGUUGAAGGAAAACUUCUAAAGCUUGGAGAUCAAGUUUUUCAUCCAACCUGUUUCAACUGCACGGUGUGCGGGAUGAACCUGGCCGGGGUCUCCUUCUCCCAGGAUGAGGAUCAGAAGGUGUACUGUACUAAGGACUUCCAGAGGAAGUAUGCUGCUAAGUGCAGUGGAUGCGGAGAACCUAUAGUUCCUGGACCUGGAGAGACGACUGCAGAACGGGUUCGAGUUCAAGGAUCUGACUUUCAUCCAUCUUGCUUUAAAUGCCAGGAUUGCAGCCUCGUGUUUGACAGUAGGAAACCCGGUCAUGAAUGUUAUCCCCUGGAUAAAUUGUUCCUCUGCAAGCCGUGUAAUAUUCAACGUUUAAACCAGUUGUAAUCGGUUCAAAACGAUCAUAUUUUUUGGGAUAAAAAAAUAUCCUUAAAAACAUUGUGAUCAGAUAAAAUGUAAUCCAA